GCUCCGCCUGUCCGUGACGUCACCGGCAGCUGCAGCUCCAAAGUUGUCUCUGAAGCCACAAAGUUUUUACUUCUGAGAUAUUCUUGCUUUGCGAUGGCGGAUCAGAAGUUUGCCAUCACCAUCUCGGUGGUGACCCUGUUUUGGCUCUUUAUCGGUGGAGUUGUGCCCUGGUUCAUCCCCAAGGGACCAAACAGAGGAGUGACUGUCACAAUGCUGGUUUUAACUGCAGUCUCCUGCUACCUUUUCUGGUUGAUAGCAAUUCUGGCUCAGCUAAACCCUCUAUUUGGACCAACGCUGUCCAAUGACACUAUCUGGUACCUGAGCUAUCACUGGCCUUAAUUUGUUCUUCAAGGAUAUCUCUUCCUGCAGACAACAUUCCCUCCGAGUUGCCUUGAAACAAAGAUCCCAGUGAUUUUUGAAGUGAAGCCCACCCUUGUGCCUUCUCCAGAACGAUGCUGAAAGGACUAAGAUAUCCCUCUGUUUGAUACUUUAAAUUAAAGCACCCUUUACCUGUUUGUUGUGUGUUGUAUACAUCUUGUUGAAUGCUUUUGUCUGUAUGUAUAAUAUUGAAUUAAAUAGCUGUGUAGCGUGUUUGAAAUGAUCUUACUUUUGCCUUCAUGAUGGAUGUAAACCAUUCAGUGGUUAAUAAAUAAAUUAAUCUAAUCUACCA
Molecule: messenger RNA, 670 nt
Organism: Cololabis saira (Pacific saury)
Lineage: Eukaryota; Metazoa; Chordata; Actinopteri; Beloniformes; Belonidae
Gene: atp6v0e1
Product: ATPase H+ transporting V0 subunit e1
Exons: 4
Coding region: 94-339 (81 amino acids)
Biological process (GO): proton transmembrane transport
Cellular component (GO): proton-transporting V-type ATPase, V0 domain
Molecular function (GO): proton-transporting ATPase activity, rotational mechanism
Source: RefSeq, a predicted model, not a curated record